Pygocentrus nattereri (red-bellied piranha) is the source of this 2336-nucleotide messenger RNA. Its product is annotated as UDP-glucuronosyltransferase 2C1-like. Bases 206 to 1795 code for a protein of 529 amino acids. Gene Ontology annotation, molecular function: UDP-glycosyltransferase activity. Lineage: Eukaryota; Metazoa; Chordata; Actinopteri; Characiformes; Serrasalmidae. The transcript is spliced from 7 exons. The record is from RefSeq and is a predicted model, not a curated record.
AAUGGGAAGAUCGGGAACUUUGACAGAAUAUAGUGAUUGUACUUUGUUCUUCUGUUUCACCACAACUUAGAGAUUUAAGGAAGUUGGUGGAGCUCCGCCUCGCUCCCUUUGUCCCAGUUCAGUGUGGCUGAAACCGGAGUUCAGUGAGGAGGUUUUCAGGGCGGUGGAUCCAACAAGUAGUGGAGCUGUCACUUAGUUCGCUACCAUGAUAUACAGGCAUCUCCUCCCGUUGGUGGCUUUGCUACUAAUCGGCUCUGAAAUCAGUCUCAGUGGUAACAUACUGGUUCUUCCCGGUGAAUUCAGCCACUGGUACAACAUGCGAGUAAUCGUGGACGAGCUGGUCGCUCGGAAUCACAGUGUAACUGUUCUCAUUCACUCAGCAUCGCCUUCGAUCAACUUCAAGCAAAAGGAGAACUUCAAAUACAUUGUUUUUAAGGUCAGCAUAGACAAACAGCAUGCAGAGGUCUUGUGGCAGAACAUGGUUAACGUUUCGUUGAACGACACCAUGACCGGGAUUGAGACUCUGUUGUUUUUCUGGAACAUGCUGUCUGACUUUGAGGAAUAUCUCGGAUCAAUAUGUGAAGGAAUGCUGCUCAAUCAGGAGCUCAUAGCUUCACUCAGGGAAUCACACUUUGAUGUACUUCUAUUUGAUCCUGUGAUGCCAUGCAGUGAUCUACUGGCAGAGACCCUCGGCCUCCCCCUGGUCAUGUCUUUUAGACUGUCUUUCGGAUACACUUUUGAGAGACUGUGCGGUCAGUUGCCAACUCCACCGUCAUAUGUGCCCGCUGCUGCCACCCAAGGGCAUCUCAAUGACCACAUGAACUUCAUAGAGCGGGUAGAGAAUGUGCUGUUGUAUGUUGCUGCCACAGCAGUAAGCAAACUGCAAAUGAUGAUGUUUGAUAAGUAUUACACCAAAAUUACAGGCAAACCCAGAACAGUGUGUGACACUUUGGGAAAAGUGGACAUCUGGUUAAUCAGAACUUACUGGGACUUUGAGUAUCCACGACCGCUCCUGCCGAGCUUGAAAUUUGUUGGGGGGCUGCAGUGCAAGCCUGCGAAGCCACUUCCAAAAGAGAUGGAGGAGUUUGUUCAGAGCUCAGGGGAUGAUGGCAUUGUGGUGUUUUCCUUGGGCUCCAUGGUGAAGACCCUCUCCAAACAAAGAGCCAACACCAUCGCUGCAGCACUCGGACAGAUCCCACAAAAGGUCUUGUGGCGGUAUACGGGAGAGAAACCAGACACUCUUGCUCCAAACACAAGACUCUAUGACUGGAUUCCCCAGAAUGAUUUACUAGGACAUCCUAAAACCAAGGCCUUCAUCAGUCAUGGUGGGACUAAUGGAAUUUAUGAAGCUAUUUACCAUGGUGUCCCAGUGGUGGGCAUUCCACUGUUUGGUGACCAGUCAGACAAUCUGUUCCACAUGAAGACCAAAGGAGCAGCUGUCAUGCUUGAAUUCAACAAAAUGGAGACCAAAGACCUGAAGGACGCUCUCACCGAAGUUAUUAACAAUCCCUCGUACAAAGAGAGCAUCAUGAGGCUUUCCCGAAUCCACCAUGAUCAGCCGAUGAAGCCGCUGGACGAGGCUGUCUUCUGGAUCGAGUUUGUGAUGCGCAACAAGGGGGCCAAGCACCUGAGGGUGGCAGCCCAUGACCUCACUUGGUACCAGUACUACUGCCUGGAUGUCGCUGCCUUUUUGCUGUCCAUAGUCGCUCUGGUCACAUUCAUCUUUGUGAAAUCGUGUGCUUGGCUCUUCCGUAAAUGUUGCAGAAGGACCUCAGCAAAGAGCAAAAAAGAGUGAAUAACUGAAUGAACAUCACUGUGUUAAUGAUUACUGUGAUAUUUUCACAAGAGUUUAAAGUCUAAUAUGCUGUAUUAUACUGUAAACGUACAUUAUUCGUGCCUCAGGUUUUUCACUGUGCGCCAGUCAACUUAAAUCCUAGGUUCUCAGCGAGUCCAGCACAGUUUAAUUACAUGUUUUAUAAAUCAUUUUCACUGUUCUUGACAAGACAAAAGGAUUUUGUCCAUAUGUUGUACAGUGUUUUGUCCAUCCAUCCAUUUUCUAAGCCGCUUCUCCGUCGCGGUGGGUGCUGGAGCCUAUCCCAGCGGUCAUCGGGCGGAAGGCAGGAUACACCCUGGACAGGUCGCCAGUCCAUAAAUGAACUUUUGAUUAUGUAAACAUCAAAUCAGCUUAAUGUUUAGAUUCUUUAGGGCAUUUUACAUUUAAGUGAAAGCGUCUGCUCUGUUUUAUGCAUUUUUAUAGAUAUACUGAAUUGUAAUGUGAGCUGCAUAGUUGCAACUUGAAUGACACAGAACCUAAAAACUGACAGAACCGAACAAAA